Maudiozyma barnettii is the source of this 1389-nucleotide messenger RNA. RefSeq names its product dolichyl-P-Man:Man(5)GlcNAc(2)-PP-dolichol alpha-1,3-mannosyltransferase (gene ALG3). Gene Ontology annotation, molecular function: dol-P-Man:Man(5)GlcNAc(2)-PP-Dol alpha-1,3-mannosyltransferase activity. Gene Ontology annotation, cellular component: endoplasmic reticulum. NCBI's taxonomy places the organism in Eukaryota, Fungi, Ascomycota, Saccharomycetes, Saccharomycetales, Saccharomycetaceae. The record is from RefSeq and is a predicted model, not a curated record. The transcript has a single exon. Bases 1 to 1389 code for a protein of 462 amino acids.
AUGGAAGAACCGCAAGACUCCAAAGCUGAUAUUCACCCAAACGUAGUAGACCAGAAGAAUGAUCCAAAGAACCAAGAAUUUGUAAGACCACCAUUAACAUUAGGUAGUGAUAUCCUUCACGGAAUAAAAUAUGCUCUUUUCAAUCCGGAAGCGAAUCUUAUAGUGAUGCCUAUCUUGAUGCUAUUAGAGUCGAUGGUAUUGAAAGUAAUCAUAGGCAAUGUAUCAUACACUGAAAUUGAUUACAAAGCGUAUAUGGAACAAAUUGAUAUGAUUAAAGAAGGUGAAUUAAAUUAUGACAAUAUUAAAGGUGGUACUGGUCCUUUGGUGUACCCUGCUGGCCAUGUCCUUUUAUACAAAAUGAUGUAUUGGGUUACUGAUGGAAUGAAUCAUAUAGAAAGUGGCCAAACAGCUUACAGAUUUUUCUAUUUACUUACUUUAUUCCAUCAGUUUAUGAUUUAUUAUAAAUUGAGUAUUCCACCAUGGUGUGUUGCUUUAGUUUGUUUAUCCAAGAGAAUACAUUCAAUUUAUGUACUAAGAUUAUUUAAUGAUUGUUUUACUACAUUUUUUGUGAUUUGUUCUUUCUUAGGGUUAAUACGUGGUGGUACUUUAAAAUCCAAAUGGUUAAAGAUAGGUGUCUGCACUUUAGUUUCAGUAGUUUACAGUUUUGCUGUUAGUAUUAAGAUGAAUGCUUUAUUAUUUUUCCCAGGGGUUGCUGUUGGGAUAUAUUAUAUUUGCGAUGGUACUUUAUUCUUAUGCCUAUAUUCAUUAAUGUUAAUGAUUGGCUUACAAAUAGUUGUUGGUUAUCAAUUUUUACAAGCUUUCUCAUGGCAGUAUUUAAACGGUGCUUUUAAUUUUAGAAGACAAUUCAUGUACGAAUGGAGCAUUAAUUGGCAAUUUAUCGGUGAAGAAGGAUUCUUAAGUUCUUCAUUUCAAAGAAGUUUACUUGUAUCCCAAGUAAUUAUGUUAUUAUUUGUCUUUAUUAGUAAAUAUCCACGUCUGAUUAAACAAAUUGCAUUAUCGAUUAUUCAUCCUUUCUCUUCUACUGUUCAUUUAUCUACUAAGACAUAUUCUGAAUUGAUCCCAUAUCUUUUUAUCAUGAGUAAUUUCAUAGGUAUAAUAUUUUCAAGAUCAUUACACUAUCAAUUCUUAACAUGGUACCAUUGGACUUUACCAAUCUUAAUUAGUUGGUCUGGAUUACCAAUCUAUUUAGGUUCGAUAUGGUAUAUUGCACAUGAAUAUUGUUGGAAUUCAUUCCCACCCAACCCAACUGCUAGUAUCGCCUUAGUAUCAUUGAAUGCUUUCUUAUUAAUCGUAGUAUUGAUAAGAAAGGGAUGUCCUGUUAAAGAGCUAGAAGAAGAAGCAAGUUUACAAGAGAAGAAAAACCAAUAG